This is a messenger RNA of Brassica napus (rape), 8141 nucleotides long. RefSeq names its product putative nuclease HARBI1. The transcript has 2 exons. NCBI's taxonomy places the organism in Eukaryota, Viridiplantae, Streptophyta, Magnoliopsida, Brassicales, Brassicaceae. The coding region runs from base 4129 to 5154 and encodes 341 amino acids. The record is from RefSeq and is a predicted model, not a curated record.
AAAAUAUAUAUAAAUUUCUUACUAGGGGACCAGAAAUGGGGAAGUGAGUACUCCAUAUCUUCUGAAUCUUUCACCCAUCAUCUUUCAAGAUUUAAUGUUCUUAAUUUGAUCACGUUAAUACUCCUUAUGUUCCUAAAUAUAGGAUGUUUUAAAAAAAUUUAAUGUUUCGAUAUAUAAAAUGUUUUCACUUUUCUAGGUAAUUUUUAUUUUAUUAAAAACUGUUCAACUAAUCAUAUUUAACAAUCUAUUUUAUAAUUGGUUGAAUAUCAUUUUAUUUUAUAGUUUUAAUGUUGUUUUCUAGACAAAAAAUAACCUUUUUUAAUAUGUGUAUUUUUAACUAAACAUCAUAUAUUUAGGAACAGAGGGAGUAUGAAACUGAUAUACAUAUACAAAUACACAGGGGCGGACCCAGGUAAGGUUCUACAAUAGCUUGGUAAGGCCAUGAUUAUCGGUGGUCCAAAUCAUGGUCCUUACAUAUUUUGGGCCGAAAAAUAAAUCGAAAAUGGGUUUAAUUAUGCGGGACGAGCCUUAACUAAGGUCGUUCUUAUGUCGUCCUUCGUUGCCAGCUGUCGAGUGGAGAUGAAACGGCGUCGUCGGGUAGGGGAAACCCUCGUUUCGUUUCAGAUUAUCGAUCUCACCGUCUUCCGAUUCUCUCUCUGGCGACUCAUGUGGCGAUAGUACACCGACAACGUGAUCGCUGUUUUCUCCUCUCAUCUCUCCUCUCAUCUCCCCCGAAUCGGUCACGAAGCCCUCACGAGUCAAUCCGGAGCCUGUCUCUAAGCCCAUUCCUGCCGUUUGUUUUCAAUUAAAAAAGGUAUGUGUUCCUUUGUCGUUCUCGAUCUACUUCCUCCGCGUGAUGGGUUCUUCGAUUUUAGUUGUGAGGAUAUGUUUGGUAGAUUACAGUCAUUUUAUCGAUGUAGUUGGUCGUACUUGGUUUCCCAGAUUCUAUAUUUUGAUUAUAUGUUCUGUUGAUUAGGUUCAGUUUCUCGAUUGUUUCCUCGCCUGUAUUCGUGUGAAUCUUUGUUGUGAUAAUAAGUUAAGUAUAUUACAUUCUGUCUCUUUAUUGAAUGAUGAUGAUGAUCGUUCAUAGCUUUGUAGUUGUUUCGUAUCAACAAUUGUCUUUGUUAUUGUGUCGUCGAUAGCUCUGUAGUUUAGAUGGUUUAUGAAACUUGUUACGAAACAUGAUAUGUUUUAGAUUUGUAUUUACGUAGAGAUGAUAGCUUAAAUGGUUUGUAGGUUUUUGAUAGCUUACGAAACACUUGUUAAUGUGUAUUGAAGUAACUACACUUAUUGAUCACUCUUAUAACUUUUGUAGUUAAUCACACUGUAAACGAUUGUGCAAGAGACCUGACAGGUUCAAAAAAAAAAACCAAGUUUUAAAAAUAUAUAUAUAGUUUGGUUAAGAAGUUACUUUAACGAAAUGGUGUUGUCUGCUUGGAUUGUUGUUCCAUUUAGACUUCUAUAGUUUGGUUUAGAAGUUACUUUAACGAAAUGGUGUUGUCUGCUUGGAUUGUUGUUCCAUUUAGACUUCUAUAGGUUUUGUAGUUGUAGUAGAGCUGAUAGCUUUCGUAGUAAAAUUUAAUGAUCCAUUAAUCUAGAGCUGAUAGCUUUCGUAGUUGUAGUAUAGUAAUAACUCCUGAUUAGACAUAGGUAGAUAAUGGUUAGUUGGUUUUGGAGUUAUUACUUGUUAAAGUUUCCCCUAUUAAAUCUCCAAAUCGUCUUUCCCUUCUCUCUAAUCUGUUCUCAUUCUCUAAAAUCUCUUCUCAUUCUCUAUAAUCUCUUCUCUUCUUCUUCCAAUGGAUCCAAGGAAUCCAUAUAGGCCAAACUCUGGUUAUGUGGGGCUUCUUAACAACCUUCAGAAUAACAAUGUUCAGGAUAACUUUCCUUAUGAAAGUUAUCCUUCCAGUGUCGACAUUGGCGCCUCUGAAAACCCUCCCUUCAGUUCCCAAGAGCCUGAGGGUCCUUCCCAACCUGAGGACACACCUGUGGAACGUGUGAGAAGGAAAUGGACGCCGCGUGAUGACGAGGCAGUGAUUAGUGCGUGGCUUAACACAUCAAAGGACGCUGUUGUCGGAAAUUCUAUGAAGUUAAAGACCUUUUGGAAACGCGUUGAUGAGUUUGUUGCAGAAACUCUUCAUGAGAAGAUAGAGAAUGUUCACUGCAAGCAGAGGUGGCACAGAAUCAAUGAUCAAACGAACAAGUUCUGUGCCGCAUUCUCUGCUGCAGAGAGACAAAUAACCAGCGGUCAGAGUGACAAUGACUUACUAAAUGUGGCUCAUCAAAUCUUCUACGCUGAUCAGGGUCACAAGUUUAACCUCGAGCACGCGUGGUGUGUCCUGCGGCACGAGCAAAAGUGGAUAAGCCUUAACACACCUACGCCCACCGGUGCAAAGAGAAAGAGUGGUGAAGUGAAUUCUGAAACUGCCGGCGCUCAUGUAGGUGAGGAGAGUCCACAAGCACCAGUGCGUCCUGAAGGUAUCAAAGCUGCGAAAGCAAGCAGGAAUAGUAGUAAAGGGAAGGCUAUUGAGGACUAUAAGAGCAUUUACGAGCUCAAGUGUGAAGAUUUGGCUAGGAAGGAGAAGCUGUCUAAGAUGGCGAUAUUAGACACUCUCCUUGCUAAGACCAGUCCACUAAGUGAGAGUCAAGAAACCGUAAUGAACAAGCUCUUGGCCGAACUCUUCUAGUUUUUCUAAUUAAGUACCUGUCUUAAACCGUUGUGAACAAGCUCUUGGCCGAACUCUGUCUUGUUUAAUAUGUAUGAAAAUGUAGCUUAUGUCGUGGAUUAUGUUUUAUGUGCUUGUGUUAUAUGUGAUGUUAUGUUUUAAAUAAUGAUAAUGCUUCUCUUAUGUUUUAUGUGCUUGUGUUACGUUUAAAAAUAUGAGAAUGUUUUAUUAACAUAACUGUGAUGCUUGUGAUGUUAAUUUUUAUACAAAACUGACGUGUGUCCUGUUUUAUUAUGCUCAGGUCAUGGGUUUGGAUUAUAGCUACACGCAACCGUCUCAAUCGGAUGAUUAUGGUUUAGGGAACACAACAGAGAGUGACCACUGCUCGACAGAAAUGAAUAUUAUGCUCGACCAAGCAGAUAUUGAAGCUUCGCGUGUUCAGUACCCUCCGCAGCCGGAGGUUGAGUUCGGCUUCCCCAGGGAAUGCUACUGCGGUGGAGAACCGGUUCUUAGGACAUCUAUCACGGGGAGAAGGUUCUACUCAUGUGAGAACAUCGACGAUGGAGACUGCCAUGUAUACAAGUGCUGGGAGGAAGCGGCGACAGAGGAGAUCAAAGCUUUAGGUACACAGUAUGCUCUGCUAUCAGAUAAGAUUGAUUAUAUUGCCGGUGUUAGUGACUACGAGUCUGAACUAAACCAGGUAAAAGAUCUCCAUUACCAGACGGAGCUGAAGGUGACUAUGCUUGAGAAAACUGUCUCUGAUUUGGCCAAAAAAUGUUAUGGGUUUGAGCUCGGUCUAGGUGUUAUGGUUCUUGUAGUAAUGGUAGUAUCCAUGUUUGUAGUAUUUAAUUAGGAAUGCUAGUAAUAUGUAUGAACUAAGAUCCAUGUUUGUAAUGUAUACAAUCUGUGAUGGUUGGUGUGUAAGAUCCAUGGUUGGAAUGUAAUAUGAACUCUUAAGACUUGUUAUUUCUAUCCAUGUUUGGUGAUGCUUGGUUUUUGGUGGUAGUUACACACGUUUUUUACACCUACCAAUCACAUGUUAAUAGGAAAUGUAAUAACCCGUGACAAGAUUCUCCAUCACAUGUCAUUGUUUCUUUCAUUAUCAAGUCACGGAGUUAUAAAGAUUCUAGCUUAUAAAUAUGAGUUUCCUCUUGUCAAAACAAAUACUCAAAUCUCUCUUCUCUUUAUUUUCCCUCAUUUUCUAAACUAUCACAACCACAUCUCUUUAUUUAUCCUUAAUGGCAUCUUCAUCUCAUUAUCAUUACCACAGAGAUGAUGAUAAUGAUGAUUUCGAUACCCACAUUGAAGAAUUUUUAGAGGACUAUGAUCCUAUACCAGAACCAAAAGAGAGGAAAAAGCGUAUUUUUAUUGAGAGACAUCGAGAGGAAGCCAUAACCAGCUUUGGAAUGAUUAUUUUUCCGACAAUCCCACAUAUUCUACUAGUUUAUUCCGGAGACAGUUUAGGAUGAAUAAAAAUUUGUUCCUCCGUAUUGUGCAUCGCCUCUCCACAGAAAUUCCGUAUUUCCGACCGUCAGAAGAUGCAACCGGACGAGGAAGUCUUUCACCUCUACAAAAAUGUACGGCAGCAAUUCGACAAUUGGCAUAUGGUGGUGCGGCCGAUAUGGUAGACGAGUAUAUACGUCUAGCUGCUACAACUGCUCGAAAAUGUUUGUACAAUUUUACCGCGGGAAUCAUCUCCUUGUUUGGCGAUGAAUACCUACGACAUCCCACACCGGAGGAUCUGCAAAGACUUCUAUAUGAGAACGAGGAACGUGGAUUUCCGGGGAUGAUUGGAAGCAUCGACUGUAUGCAUUGGGAGUGGAAGAAUUGUCCCACCGCUUGGAAAGGAAUGUAUUCACGCGGAACCGGAAAACCAACUAUUGUCUUGGAGGUUGUCGCUUCGUAUGACCUCUGGAUAUGGCAUGCAUUCUUUGGAGCUCCAGGUACUAUGAACGAUCUUAAUAUUCUUGAUCGAUCGCCUGUUUUUGAUGACGUUAUUAAUGGCAUCGCGCCACAAGUCAACUAUUAUGUCAACGGAAAAGAGUACCAUCUAGCAUAUUAUCUAGCAGAUGGUAUAUAUCCGAAAUGGGCAACUUUUAUUCAAUCUAUUCGGCUACCUCAAACUGAAAUGCAGACAAAGUUUGCUACAACCCAAGAAGCAGUUCGUAAAGAUGUUGAGCGUGCCUUCGGAGUCUUGCAAGCAAGAUUUACCGUUGUCAAAAAUCCUUAUAAGUUAUGGGAUAAAGAAAAAAUUGGAAAUAUUAUGAAAGCAUGUAUCAUACUUCAUAAUAUGAUUGUCGAAGAUGAAAAAGAUGCAAACACUCUGGAAGAAUUUGAAGAUGAGGAUUUAAACUUUACUGUUAAAAGAUCAAAAAAUACCGGCUGUUCAAUUGCUCGUCGGCAAGAAGUUCGGAAUCCACAUACCCAUCAACAAUUAAAACAAGAUUUGGUUGAACAUAUAUGGGCUAAAUUUGAACAUAUUCCAAUUUAAAAGUAAGGUUAAAAUUGCUAUAUAAUGAAUAAAAUGUGUGUUUCCUUUUUUUUUAUUUGUGUUUGUUUUUUAAUUGCAAUGUAAUAAAAUGUUUGAAAUUUCCUAAUUAAAUGAAUAAAAUUUGAUUUUCUUAUUAAUUAUUCAAUUUGUUUUAUCUUAUAUAUUUAAGUUUCUGCAAAAAAAAAAUAUUAUACUUAAGGACCAAACAAAAGUCCCACUAAUAAUCACAUAAAUUAACCAAAGUCCUUAUAAUUGUCCUAAACUACUAAUAUGAUUAAAAUAUCCUAAGGACUCUGUUUUUUGUCCAACCGAUAUUCAUGGCCUAAGUGUAGACUCUCUCCUUUUUCUCACUUUUCUCUCUCUCUCUCUCUCUCUCUCUCUCUCUCUCUCUCUCUCUCUCUCUCUCUCUCUCUCUCUCUCUCUCUCUCUCUUUUAUUGUUGUUUGCUUCGGUUUAGUCAUGUAAAAAGUAUGUAAACGCAAUGAGUAAUAUUCUAAGAUUUAAUAUAAAGUUACUAAAGUAUGAAUCAUGAAAUUAUAGAAUAAAAUUUUCUUCACGAAGGUACAACUAGUACAGCUCAUUACACAAAACUCGUUAACAACUGGUUUUACUAGUAUAGCUAAUGUAGUAUUACUGAUAUUGUUCAUACGAAACGUACUAGUCAUGUUGACAUGUUAUAAAACUGGUCGUUGAUGAUUGGUCAACAGGAACCACUCGAUCAGUCCAUCUCUGUUGCAAUGAGAGCCGUUGGAUCAUGAGAAGAAAGAAAGAGAUGAAAUAUUAACAACAUUGCCAUUAAUGAAACUUAACCCAGACUGUCGGAUCUUCUCACUAUGUUUAAUAUUCACCAUUGUUUCAAUCAUCUCUCCUUAUCUUUCACGCCUGGGUCCCACAUCCUCUUUAGCCACUCUUCUUCUUCUUCAUAACACCUUCAACUACACUCAACCACCACAAACUUCAACAAGAAAAGUUCUCUUCUUCAACUCUUCAUCCACAAACCUUUUCCUCUGUUUAUUAGAGCCCUUCUACAGUUUAGGACACCGAGAAAUAAUACAUCUGCGUCCUCCUUGGUUCUACAAUAACUUGGUUGAUUAUGACGAUCUAGAUUACCCCACAUGGUUUCAUGAAUUAGUUUAAGGUCCAGUUGCAAAGGUCACAACAUCACCGAUGUUUUUCACACGAGACUUUACUUUUCAUAUAUAUGAGUAUGGUAUACAGCGGACGACAAGUAAUUAUGGAAUAUGUGUGAAAGGCGAAACAUAUUUCUACGGGAUCUUACAAGAGAUUAUUGAAGUGGAAUUCCCAGGGUUACUGAAGCUGAGAUGUGUCCUCUUCAAAUGUGACUGGUUCGACCCCGUCAUCAACAGAGGUGUUCGGUUUAACAAAUUCAGUGUAGUUGAUGUCAAUGGUGGACGAAGGUACAACAAAUUCGAGCAUUUCAUAUUAGCUUCUCAAGCAUAUCAAGUCAGCUUCCUUUCAUACCCUUGGAUGAGAGAAUCAUGAAUCAAUUGGUUUGCCGUUAUCAAAGUUACACCUCGUGGACGAAUAAUUGGUAAAGAAGAACAACCAUUGCAAGAAGAACACAUCAAUGAAGUCGAGGAACCUGAACAAAAAACUGAUGACAUCCUUCUUAUUGAUCCGCAUAAUCGUGAGUACGAAGAUCUUCCUGAAGAUACGACGGACGAAGCUGUUGAAGAUGAGUUUAUUGAAAAUGAUUAUGUUUCUAGUGAUGACGAGAAUGUCAAUGAUGUACCCGAAUGAUGAUGUAAUUUUCUUUAAUAUGAUUUACUUUCAGACUUAAUGCAUGUGUUUAGUUUAUUUAAUCAUGAAAAUUAAAUUAUAUAAUUUGAUUUGUGUAAGGCAAUUGGGGGUUUGGGGUUUAGAAAGAAGAGAUUUUUGUGAUGAAGUUAAGGAACUUGGGGUUUGGGGUUUCGAUUUAUAGGGAUUUGCAUAUCUUCCUCGUAAAAUCCUCGUAAAAUAACAAGGGCCUUGUUAUUUCCUCGUAGACUAACGAGUACUUUACGACGAAAUUGAAAAACACUUUUGGGUUAUACGGAUUUGCAUAAUUGCAUCGUAAAAUCCUCGUAAAGAAAACACGGGCCUUGUUAUUUCCUCGUCAACUAAAGAGGAAUUUACGACGAAAGUGAAAAACGCGGGCCUUGUUAUUUACUCGUAACAAAAACACAGGCAUUGUUAUUUCCUCGUUAAUUAACGAGGAUUUUACUACGACAACUACUUCUAUAAAUAAGAACACCCCUCCAAUUCAAAACUUGCACAAAAAAAAAACUAAUCAAUAGUUUAAAAAACCCUGAAGGGAGUGCACUGUCACCGGAACAGUUCUGAUCUGCUUCAAAUGCUCUUUGGAAUUGAUAAGGACUAUUCUGGUGCCAGUGUCUUCUUUCAGGUUUUUCUUUGUAAAUUGAAAAACACUCGUCGUAAAAUACUCGUAAAAAAUAAAACGCGGGCAUGUUAUUUCCUCGUUAAUUAACGAGGAUUUUACGACAAAAUUUAAUAACACGGGCCUUGGGUUUGGGGUUUUGGCUAUAGGGAUUUACAUAUUUUCCUCGUAAAACAAAACACAUGCCUCGUUAUUUCCUCGUAAAUAACACGUAAAGGAAAACACGGGCCUUGCUAAUUUCUCAUAAAUUUACGUGGUCUUUAAUUACGACGGAAACGUAAAAAAGAAAACGCAGGCCUUAAUAAUUUCACGAGGAUUUUACGGCGAAUUAUAAGUCUCUAUAUAUACCCGAAGUAAAUCACUUCUCAUUUUGUAGUCAUUCCCUCUCCUCCUCCUAGCAAGGUAUUCCUCUAUACUUCCUCUCUAAUUUAUAGCUUAGGUGUAGGGUAAUUAAUGUUGAUUACGUGGUUAGUGUAGGGAAUUUGUAGAUAGGUUUAUGGAAUUUGUUGAUAAUAUAGGAUGAUGAUUUUUAAUUGUUAAUUAAUAAUCUAUUUAUAUGUUUUAUAUGGUUAAUAAUGAAAAUUAAAAAA